AUGGCGAAACAACCUCCAUCCCCUACCACUCCACUAUUUUUUACCCGGAUCAGUGAUCGGGAUCUGACUGAGAUCGAGCUACAUUCCGUGGAGUCCAUCAACGACCUGCACCGCACCCACCCAGAGCACAACCACAAAGGCAGCAGACGACCUCCCCUUCCUCCUGCUCCCUCCACCAAUGGGAACCUCCAUCUCCGGGACAGACCAGUUGUCUAUCAGACAGGGCAUCCAAUGAGAAGCCGAUGGCAGAGCACGCUCCGAGACCUGUUGAUGCCCACCUCGUUUCGAUACACCAUGGGGUGUGCAGUGACAUCACUGAUGCUGUUGACGCUACUUCUUAUCUUCUAUUUCUUAGUUCAGCAGGGCAGCACUCUCCGGUCCCUAACGGAAGCAGUGAGGGAGAGACAGGCUGUGGCCCUAGAGGUCUCCCAGCUCAUCCAGGAGCUGCAGGCGCUGCGCCACAACCUCACAGCCAUCACGGGAGGAUCCUGAGGAGCAGAGGUCACGGAGAGGAACACCCUUCACCCCUGGACCCUGAAAGCCCCGUCCUAGUGGCCCCUGAACACUAAUGUAACACCAACUGCUAACUACCUGCCCCAAAAUCUCCACUCAAGUCAAAUCCCUGCCCUGCACAUGGUAUUGGAACUUGGGCCCAUCCAGAAACAACCCCUACUGCCAUAUGCACAACAUUGCCCGGGUGUGCACAACAGAGCCCGGGAGUUGGAACCCACAGAGAAUGUUUCCAUAUACUGUACUGUAUAUUUAUGAGUUGUUUGAUUUGCAAGACAAAUAGGGGAUAGAAAGACACUCAUUCAGUAAGAUUGCAGGGU
Molecule: messenger RNA, 830 nt
Organism: Oncorhynchus masou masou (cherry salmon)
Lineage: Eukaryota; Metazoa; Chordata; Actinopteri; Salmoniformes; Salmonidae
Exons: 3
Coding region: 1-492 (163 amino acids)
Source: RefSeq, a predicted model, not a curated record